This is a messenger RNA of Brassica napus (rape), 1848 nucleotides long. Its product is annotated as CLAVATA3/ESR (CLE)-related protein 45. The record is from RefSeq and is a predicted model, not a curated record. NCBI's taxonomy places the organism in Eukaryota, Viridiplantae, Streptophyta, Magnoliopsida, Brassicales, Brassicaceae. The coding region runs from base 998 to 1489 and encodes 163 amino acids. The transcript has a single exon.
GCUGUUUUCUUGUAGUUACUCUGUUUUACCUUUGUUUUACCAAAGUUUAAUACUUUAUAUGAGUAGCUUGCUCCUGUAGGCUGUGGUAAUGGAAUAGUACCAACGGUUUGCACGGCCCACGGCUCCGGUCUUCUGUGUUCCUGCCGUUUAGCAAAAAACCCAACAAAACCACUUUCCUUAACAACAAAGGAAUUAUGACAUAACAAGAAUCCCACAACGUAAAAGGGCGUAAACUUGAAUGAUUAGUGUAGAACCCAUUGUCUCAUAAAGUUAAAAGGCAUUUUAUAUUUCCAAGUACCAAUUGUGAAUCAAGUAAGAAAGCAUUUGAUGGGGUGAAUAUGCCAUAUUUGAAACCAUAUAAAAAAAGAAACCAUGAAACCGUAACGUAACUUUUUCAUACUAGCAAUUAUGAGUUGGCCUAUUGGUUAAAACUAUCUGAUAACAGCUUAGAGAAUUUUGGAGGUCACAUAUUCAUGCUGGGAAGGGUCUAUGAGCCAAAAAACUCCUAAUCAUUAGAAAAAACCUUUGUCAUGUUGUUUUUGUUUUUUCAUAGGUUAUAACCAAAGCUCUUGAUUGAGCUAGGCAGUUUGUAGAUGGUGAGUACAGAGAAUCUCACAAAACGUGUUCACUGCAAAAGAGCAAGUGUUCAUAAAAGUACUACAAGACGUGGAUAGUUAAGGAAGGUCUCUCAGAAACCCCAAAUUGGCCAAUUAUCAAGUCAAGAUUGUUGGAAUCAAUGGAAUGAGAAGGAUAUUGGUUAGACAAAAAGCAAAGGACAAAUGUAGAGUGAUGUAGGGAAACCAAUGAAGAGAGAUACUUAACUUCUCUUUUGUACAAUCAUUAUCAGAUUCUUCCAAUAACAGCCUUAAUCUUACUUAGAUUUCCAAAGCAAUGUUUUGUUUAAGUGAAUCUAUAUUCCCCAGGGACCCACUGUCCUUUUGCACUUUUCAAGCUUCUCCCUCCAAAUCCCAAUAACUGAUAUAUAUCUACUGGACACAUGAACUCAGAAGGGAUACAAUCUCAUUCUCAUUCUCAUUAUCCCAAACCCUCUCUCAUUUCUUUGAAGAAAAAAAUAAAGAUACUCUUAGAUUCUUCUUGUCUCCAUAUAAGAGCAGAUAUGAUGGGUUCCAGUAAAAGGAUGAUGUUUUGUCUUCUUGUCUGCAUAGGAUUAUUAUCAGACAACAAAUAUAAGGUCUCAGCGUUGAGUAGAGAGUUUUUCCUCAAAGAAACACAAGGAGACAAAGCUGGAGUUCAUCCAGGUGAUAUUGCUGAGCUGAAGAACAUGGAUAUUCAUUUUAGGUACAACCGUGAAGAACACGGAAUCCUCAGCGAAAAUCGACGCAUUCUUGGGGAGGUUAACAAGGAUAAAGUUAAAGCUGAGAAGAUGCAAGCACAAAAGAAUCAGACAAAGGACUCAUUGCAAUCAAGCAAGAGACAUGUAAGACGAGGAUCAGAUCCUAUCCACAACAAAUCGCAGCCAUUUUCUUAACUGGCACAACAAGAAUGAGAUACAAGAAAAAGGCAGUACACUAUAGAAAUGCAAGAGGAGGAAGAAGACGAAAAGGCGCAAUAAUCAAGCUGGAGGUAGGCUAGUUGGGUUUUUCUUGCAAGUAUAGAUUUGAUAGAACACAGAAUAUUGGCUAAUGAAGCCAUCGUGGUAUGCAGAGCAGCAUGAUCUGUUCAGAUACACCAGGAUAACACAUGAUUAGUUUUUUUUUCAACAUAUUUCUUUGGACUUUUUUUUUGCAUUAGUUAUAAGUUUCUCGAUAAGUUUUCUUCUUUCUGCAUUGCUUUGAAUCCACACAAAAACAUAUCUCAUGUGUAUACAAUAUCUCAAAGUUUUGAUCA